UGUCCUGAAGAUUACUUGUCACUCGGCAACAAGUCGUGGGCCUUUUUGCAUACGAUGGCCGCCUACUUCCCGCGCGACCCGUCCGCGGCAGACCGCAAGGACAUGGCCGAAAUGAUGCGUCUGGUUGGGCGCUUCUACCCUUGUCGCGACUGUGGCGAACAUCUCGGGCAUUAUAUUGAGGCGCAUCCUGUGGAUGCCUCAUCUGGGCCAGCCUUUGCACGCUGGCUUUGUGGCGCCCACAAUGACGUCAACGAGCGGUUGGGCAAGCCCAUUUUUGACUGCGAUCAAGUCGAGGAGCGCUGGCACACGGGCUGGAAAGAUGGCAGUUGCGAUUGA
Molecule: messenger RNA, 336 nt
Organism: Monosiga brevicollis MX1
Lineage: Eukaryota; Choanoflagellata; Craspedida; Salpingoecidae
Exons: 4
Cellular component (GO): mitochondrion
Molecular function (GO): flavin-dependent sulfhydryl oxidase activity; flavin adenine dinucleotide binding
Source: RefSeq, a predicted model, not a curated record